Syngnathus acus (greater pipefish) is the source of this 1596-nucleotide messenger RNA. RefSeq names its product dCMP deaminase (gene dctd). Gene Ontology annotation, biological process: dUMP biosynthetic process; dTMP biosynthetic process. Gene Ontology annotation, molecular function: dCMP deaminase activity; zinc ion binding. Gene Ontology annotation, cellular component: cytoplasm. The record is from RefSeq and is a predicted model, not a curated record. The transcript has 6 exons. NCBI's taxonomy places the organism in Eukaryota, Metazoa, Chordata, Actinopteri, Syngnathiformes, Syngnathidae. The coding region runs from base 233 to 871 and encodes 212 amino acids.
AUUACACUUUGGACUUUAUUAGAUAGGAUUUUGGGUUGUAUAGUAAAUCUUUGACACACAACUAGUCUUGGAACUUUCGCACAUGGCUCCGAUUAGUUUAGUUUACCUGUAAAACAAAACCCAGGGUGAACAACAUUGUUUCCGGGUUAUGUUAAGUAGAGAAAGGGAGCAACAAAUUGGCGGACCAAGCGUAGAAAGUAAAGUUUUGUAUUGUGGACCAGGUUGACCGAUUAUGGAAAACAAUUCGCGGCCGAAGACAGAAAUUUGCCAUGGGCACGAUUACCAUGUUUGCAAACCUUUUAAGGCCGAAUCUUGUCAAUGGACUGAUCUCUACAGCUGCACAACCAAGAAGAGGGAAGACUACCUGGAAUGGCCCGAGUACUUCAUGGCUGUGGCAUUCUUGUCAGCUCAGAGAAGCAAAGACCCGAACUCACAAGUGGGGGCCUGUAUAGUGAACCAGGAGAAUAAGAUUGUUGGCAUUGGCUACAAUGGAAUGCCUAACGGCUGUGAUGAUGAUCAGCUGCCUUGGGCUCGGUCGGCGGCUGAUCGUCUGGACACUAAAUAUCCCUAUGUGUGCCAUGCAGAGCUCAAUGCCAUCAUGAACAAGAACAGUGCUGAUGUGAAGGGCUGUACCAUCUAUGUUGCACUGUUCCCCUGUAAUGAAUGUGCUAAACUCAUCAUCCAAGCAGGCAUUAAGGCAGUGGUCUAUCUUUCUGACAAAUACCAUGACACACCUGAGAUGACUGCCUCAAGACGACUACUCAAUAUGGCAUGUGUACAGUUCCAGCAAUUCAAGCCGAAGAGGACCAAGAUUACCAUUGAUUUUAAUUCCAUAAACCUCCCAACAGCGCUGGACAACUCAACAAAGUGACUAUCCAAAUUUCUGAUCAAGGCCGGCCAAAAAGCCAGAACAUGGAAGAGAAAGUGUUGCAUUUGUUAUGUAUAUACUUUUUGAGCCCUGUAUCUUUGUUUUUGUUUUUUCACAAGAUACAGAUUACUUGCUUUUGCAAUCUAGGUAACAAGAAGAGUUUUAUAGAUAUUGUUUUCACAUUUUUAAUUGAAAAUUAAAUUGAGUUCCACCUACAAGUCUACAUGUUUUAAGUUGAAAAAUUAUUCAUCUUUUUUUUUUAAUCCAAAGACAUUCCCCAACUAUGGCAAAGGAGGAAUAUUGUUAAGUUCCUGGCCAUUUCACUUACAGUGGGGCAAAAAAAUAUUUCGUCAGUCACCAAUUGUGCAAGUUCUCCCACUUACAAGAUGAGAGAUGGCCGUAAUUUUCAUCAUAGGUACACUUCAACUAUGAGACAAAAUGGAAAAAAAAUUAUGUAUUAUGGAAGCUGACCUCAAAGUAUGCUUUGAAACGGGAUCUUGCCCCAAUUAUUCCAUUUUGAUCUCUCAGACUGUCCUGUCAAACUGUGAACAUAUUUUUUCCAUUGUAUAAAAGGAUGUGUCCAAGUUUGUGUUUUUCUUGACUACAGGACUCACAAACAUUUGUUUUGAAUGAGUUGAAUCACUGACAUUUUGAUUUCACAGCAAUUAUGGCCCAUACUCCACUUGCUUUGGUACUGUUACAGUUUUAGAACUUGAAGAAAUGGGGUC